This is a messenger RNA of Calliphora vicina (urban bluebottle blowfly), 804 nucleotides long. RefSeq lists its product as uncharacterized. The record is from RefSeq and is a predicted model, not a curated record. The transcript has a single exon. The coding region runs from base 1 to 804 and encodes 267 amino acids. Lineage: Eukaryota; Metazoa; Arthropoda; Insecta; Diptera; Calliphoridae.
AUGCCAAAUGCUGAUGUGAACACAACGCCAAGCGCAAAUGAAGACGCCACAGCACCACAAGUAUCCCGAGUGGCCGUAAAACCACCACCUUUUUGGAAACCUGACCCGAAGCUAUGGUUUUUACAGGUGGAGGCACAAUUUAUGCGAGCUGGGAUUACUACGGACGACUCGAAAUAUUAUACGCUGGUGGCUGAGAUCGAUUCUUCGAUAUUGAAAUGUGCAUCUGAUAUAAUAUCAACGCCACCGAUAGCCGGGAAAUAUGAGACACUCAAGGCAAGACUUAUCGACGAAUUUAGUGAAUCAGAUGACUACCGUUUCAAACGCUUGUUCGACAAUUUGGCUAUUGAAGGAAAGAAACCUUCAGGCUUGCUACGUGAAAUCAAAGAUUUAUCCGGGAAUAAAUUGGACCCGGAAAUUUUAAAAUCGUUAUGGCUGCGACAAUUGCCAACACAGGUACAACAAAUUUUGGCAACGGUAGAAGGUGACGUAAAUGUUCUUGCAAAAAAGGCCGACUGUAUGACGGAGAUACAAUAUCAACCGAAGGUGAGCCUUGUCGACGAAAGCGGAAACAUGCACAAGGCGAUAGCCGAAUUAACGAAACGAUUUGACCGCUUAGAGCAAGGCCGGGGUUAUCAUACACCGGACCGACAACAACGAUCACCUCGACGCAGAGGUUCAUCUCACCCACGUUCGUCUCGUUCGCCAUCGAACGAAAUCUGUUGGUAUCAUCGGACAUUUAAGGAGAGAGCAACUAAGUGCCGAUCACCCUGCAGUUUCCGACCACGCCCUUCGGAAAACUUGUAA